AUGGGAGCCAACUUGAGUUCCGAAGAAAAGUCCACAAGAUCUAGCAGAAGUAUCUUGGGAAAAAAACUAUCCUCCUCAUCCAUAUCAUCACAAGCAAAAUCAUUAUCCAUCAUACAACAUAGCAAUGAACUCAUCAACAAUAAUUACACUGCUCCAUCACCAUUAGCCUCCGUCUCAGAAAAGAGAAAAGGCAAAUUGCCUGAAGCAUUAAACCACCUUGAUACCUUAGCACCAAUAAACAAUAGUACAGUCAAAAGAUUGAAAUCACAACGCGUAAAACGAACUAGCACUAGUCAGCCACAUUAUCGAGAAAGAAUCAGUUCCAGUUUUUCCGUGAGCGGAUUUAGCAGUAAUCAUGAUGCAUUUCAAUUCUCCUCUGUUGCAGAUUCUGUCAUCACAGACAUGUCGCGCUUUUCUUUCAAUUCAUUUAUGGAUCAUAAGUUGGGAGAAGAUAACGAUUACAUUAUGUCGGUGCCAGAUUUUGAAUACCCUUCGCGCAUAGACACAAACUCACCAGAUACAGACAAUGUGUCUACUGUCCAAGAAAUUUUGGAUUUAUUAACUCAAAAUCCCGGAUUUACAUAUGAUAUUCUGACUAAUAUAUUCGCCUCUCCUCGUAUUCGCAAUAACCCUGAACUUCAACGUGAAGCAUUUAAAGCCGCUGAAGUGUGGAGUGCAAGACCUGAUGAUGUUUCUGCUAAAAUCUGUGUAGCUCGCUGCAAGUUAUGUGGUUGGGGAACUACCAAGAACUCCAGACAAGGCUUCAAAGAAUUACAACAAUUGGCCGAAAAAAACAACUGGGAAGCUUAUUACUACCUCGCGCAAUGUUGCUAUAACGGUGUGGAACAAGUCAUCUCCUCAAACGCUUCUGUCACCAUUCAACCCAUUGAUCAGAAGUUGGCUUGUUCCUGGUAUAAAAAAAUCAUUGAUACUCAUUGUGAUAUUCAAAGCGACCGUAUUGAUCAAAUCAUUGCUCAAGCAAAACUACUCAUUGCUGUCACCAACUUCACAACGGAUCAAAUUACGUGUGAGAAUCGUGAUGAAAAUAUCGGUUACAUUAAAGAUAGUGCAACCUUAGGAAAUAGAAAAUCUGAAUUUUUAAUGGCCUUGUUGCUUCGUACAAAACAGACCACCGAUUCAAUCAGUGCCAAAGAAUAUUAUAUUCGUAGUGCAAAUAAGAAUUUCGCUCCAUCUCAAAUCGAAUUAGGUCUCUUGUUAUUGCCAGAACAACCGUUAGAGGGUGUUUCAUGGCUAAAUAAAGCUGCAGCUUUGGGUGAUCCAAGAGCUUAUCAUCAUCUUGGUAACAUUUAUGAAUUUGGUAACCAUGUUCAUGUCAAUAUCGAUCUAGCUUAUGCCAAUUAUCAAAUUGCUGCUGAUAAUUUCAAUGACAGCGCAUCUCAAUUUAGACUUGGCAUUCAUUAUUCUGCCGGUACUUUAGGUUUAGAUCGCGAUGAAGCCAAAGCCUUUUCUUAUCUCUCUAAUGCCGCUUCCCAGCAACAUGCUGAAUCUCAAUACAUCCUUGGUAUUAUGCACCGUGAUGGCAAAAUUCCCGGUGUUCGUGAUUCUGCCCAAAACAAGAAAGAAGCUCUCCGUUUAUUCCGUCAAGCAUCCUCUCAAUCAUUUCACCCAGCUAUUAUUGAAACUGCUCUUUGUUAUGAACGUGGUAUCGGCGCAGCUAUUAAUCAUGCGACAGCAACCCAGUAUUAUGAGAUUGCAAUUUCAAUACCCGGCAAGUACCUGUCAGCCGCUCAGCUCACUUUUGCCAUCUUUUUACACAAGAAUGGAAAGUACAAAACUGCUUUGGAUCUAUAUUCUUUAGCCGCUGGCGUCAUUCAUUCUGAUCUCAAUACGCAUCCAGCUCCCAAAGACAUUGAAUGUACUGCAAAACUUAUGAUUGCUCUCUUUUAUUUGGAUGAAAAGGAUACAACUACUCCUUAUAGACCCAAAGAAGCAUUUGACAUGUUGAUUAAUCUUACCAAAAAUUCUACUCAAAGUGGUGAGGUGCAUUAUUGGAUUGCUGUCUGUUACGAAGAAGGUGUAUCUACGGUUGUGAAACCCAAUCUUUCAAAAUCUUUUGAACAUUACAUGAUCUCUGCCAAAUUAAACUACAGUGACUCUCAAUUCCAGGUGGGACAUAUGCUUUGUAAAGGUCUUGGUGUCCAAGAGGAUCGUUUAGCUGCAUUUGAUUGGUUACAUGCCGCAUCGAAACAAAAUCAUGCUAGUGCACUCUAUUAUGUCGGUAUCUAUUAUUACAAUGGCAGCGGCACUAUUGCUCGUAAUCUGGACCUUGCUCGUGAUUACUUUAGACGUGCUGCUGAAUUGGGUAACACUGAAUCCAUCAUUUCAUAUGCUCAAAUUUGCUACGGAAAAGUCAAGGAGAAUAAUUUACCAGCUUCAGAAAUUGAAAGAUUUUUACAAGAAUCCAUUCGAUGGUACAAAAAGGCUGCUCAAUUAAAUCAUCCUACCGGUUUACGUGAAUUAGGUCGCAUAUACGGUUCAAAAAAAGAUUAUAAAACUUCAUCAGAAUAUUACGAAAGAGCAGCUAAAUUGAACGAUGCCUUAUCAACAGUGAUUCUUGGUGGAUAUUAUGAGAAUGGACAUGGAGUCAAGAUGAACAAAGAAACCGCUGCAAGCCAUUAUGAAAAAGCUAUUGAACUUGGUCAACCUACUGCACUUUUUGCCAUUGCCGAACUUUAUGACAAAUUGAAGUCCUUUGACAAGGCAUACACCUACUAUGAGCGUGUCACUACCGACCCAAGAAUCUCUAAAAACUUGAAAUCGAGUAAAAUUUCGCACCUCAAGCUAGCUUUAUAUAGCCUUAAUUAUGAUUCCUUCACACUCCUUAACAAAGCAUCAACUUCAAACAAUAAUUCAAAUGAUUCCACCACCAUUCAAGAAUCGUUAUUUAAAGCAAAUAUACAUUCCUUACCAACAACUGAGGCUUUCCUGCUUUUAAAAUCUCUUGCAGAAAACGAAAAAUUCACUGAUGCUUACUUUUGGAUUGCUCAAUGUUAUCAAGAUGGCAACGGUGUAUCCCAAAAUUCCCAGGCCGUUUUACAUUGGUUAGAAAAAUCUUUAAAAGAAGGUAACGACAUGAAUGCUGCCAUGGAGCUUGCUUCUAUCUAUCAAAAUGGCCUUUACGGUGUCAAAAAAAAUAUCCCUUAUGCAUAUCAAUUAUAUCAAAGCUGUGGUGAAAGAAACAUUGUUGUCGGCCAACAUAAAUUAGGCGUUAUAUUUUGGCGUGGACUUGAAAUGAUUCCAAUCAAUCUGGGGAUGGCUGUCAUCUGGUUUACAAGAUCUGCUCGCCAAGGUUAUGCUCCAAGUCAUUGGGCUCUAGGACAAAUUGCUCUUGAAAAUGGUGACUUACAUAUAGCUAUUGCAUGGUGGGAAACCGCCAUGAAAUUAAAUCCUGUUGUACCACACAUGGAUCACCAUCUUUUGACGACAACCGGUGAUUCAGAAGCACUGAUCAAACUGGGAAAAAUCAUUCAACAACAACAAGAUUUUGAUGAUGGCUCCGUUACAAUAUACUCAGGUUCCACUCACAGCUCAAUCCGGGAUGAAGUUGAAUCGCUAUCAAGAGUCCAACAAGAAAACCAUGGCUUGGCUGUUCAAUGCUUUGGUCAGGCGGCAUUGAUGGGUAACGUGGAAGGCAUGUAUUUAACAGCUCAAGCUUGGCACAAAGACAAAGACUAUCCUGUUGCUUUAGAAAACUAUGAGAAAGCCGCAGCUCAGGGACACAUUCCUUCCCGUAUUAUGUGUGCCACGUAUCAGAUUUAUGGCUUGGGGGGUAAAGAAAUUGACACUAAAGCAGGUUACGAGGAAUUACUUUCCUGUUCUAAAAGUGAUACGGAUGCAUAUAUCCAUCUUGGUAGAUGUUGUGAACGUGGAUUAGGAACUAAUCUAAAUUUACCUCAAGCUCUUGAAUGGUAUUAUCUUUCUAUCAAAACAACAAAUAGUUCGGAAUCUAUGUUCCGCGUAGGACAAAUUAAUGCUCAACAAAACGAUGAAUCCGAAUCUGUUUAUUGGUAUCAACAAGCCAUUACGAAAGAUGACCACCCUCGUGCUCACUUUAGAAUCGCUUUCUAUUACGUUCAAGGAAUUUUAAAGGACAAUGAAUACGUCUUACAACCCGAUUUGUCCAUCGCUGUACAUCAUUUCAGAUCAGCUGCUAAGCAAAACGAUCAAGAUGCCAUGUAUGAAUUAGGUCAAUUACUUUUGACUAUUCGAGAUGAAACUUGCGCCGUGUUUUCAUUAGAUUUACAGGAGGAAGGACUCCAUUGGUUAGAAAUUGCCGCAGAUAAAGGGUCCAGAGAUGCUCAGCGUGAGCUUGGAAAUCUUUAUCAUUCUGGUCGUGAAGGCGAUGAAGAUGUCAUUUACAAUAUUGGUCAAGAUUUUGAAAAAGCUUACGAUUACUUUAGUUUCGCUGCACAUUUAGGCGAUAAAACUUCUGCAUUGUUUUUAGGUACUUAUUAUGAGCAUGGUAUUUGCGUCCCCCCAAAUAUUGAUCUUGCGCAAACGUGGUACACUGUGGCUGUGGAACUUGCACAAGAAGCUUCUGAUCAAUUACCCCUUUCUCACCCUUCAGGUUGGUGGCCCGCUCAGCUUUGUUUGGCCCGUGUCUUGCAUCAAAAUACUGAGACCCAAUUCGAAGCAUAUGCCUUAUUUCACACAGUUUUUUAUUCCCAUGAACCAGAACAGCACAUUUCUUAUCUCGAAAUGAUGCUUGCACAGUAUGAACUUUAUGGACUAGGCGGUGUAAAUAUACAAGAAGAAAAGGCAGUUUUGAAACUCCUUCAUUUAGCUGAACAAGGUUAUACCAAGGCAUUCCUUCAAGUAGCCCAAUGUUAUGAAAAUGGUGUUGGUGUCGAGCAAAAUUUAGAAAAAGCCUUAGAAUGGUAUGUUGCUUUGGUUCACAAUCCUGUUAUCGAUCAAGACAAUUUAGAUGAAGACGAUUUGGAGCAACUAUCUCAAGCAUACUUUAGCCUGGCUGAAUAUUAUCGACUUGGAAAAGUAGUCGCUAUUGACCAAGAAAAAUCACAGACAUUAUACCAAAUUGCUGCUGAGCGUGGUUCUAAAGAAGCCAGAAUGUUUUUAGCUCAUGUUGCACACCACAAUGAAUAA
Molecule: messenger RNA, 5124 nt
Organism: Mucor mucedo
Lineage: Eukaryota; Fungi; Mucoromycota; Mucoromycetes; Mucorales; Mucoraceae
Exons: 7
Coding region: 1-5124 (1707 amino acids)
Molecular function (GO): protein binding
Source: RefSeq, a predicted model, not a curated record